This is a messenger RNA of Aureobasidium pullulans EXF-150, 1877 nucleotides long. Its product is annotated as alpha/beta-hydrolase. The transcript is spliced from 3 exons. Lineage: Eukaryota; Fungi; Ascomycota; Dothideomycetes; Dothideales; Saccotheciaceae. The record is from RefSeq and is a predicted model, not a curated record. Bases 179 to 1621 code for a protein of 480 amino acids.
UCAAGAAGGCCAAGUACCAGUUCUCGAAAGGCUAUUUACUAGGUGCCGAGGAUGAAGAUGACAUACUUGAGCUCGGAGCCACCAUCGAUUACGUCCGGCAGUAACUGAUUUGCAUAAAGAGAAGCGCUGUCUUCAGUCAUCAUGUCUCUAGCCAUAUUCUCUACCCUGAUUACACAUCAUGCGAUCUCUUGCCAUCCUUGCUCCUCUUUGUGGCCUCGGUCUUGCUGCUCCAGCUGCCGAGAUCACUCCCACUCCGGUGCCUACCAAUGUCAACAAUGGCCUUCUAGGAGGUGUGGUCUCGGACCUCAGCAAUGUCCUCGCCGGUGUAGGCAAUGGUGACAUUGCUGGCCAGGAUGCCUGGUCUUCAAUCUCAUCUGCCGUACAAACAGUCACCGCGACCACUACACCAGUAGCUGCAGCUUCAGCUAUCGAGUCUCUAGCAUCAAUCUAUUCGGCUCGUCCAUCUGCGAACGCAUUUGAAUAUGCAGCAAGCUUGGUUGCCGAAGGUCUGACCUCCUCCGACAUGUCGAGUGUUUUGGGAUCGAUUGACGGCAACGGUACCGCUGAUGUCAACAAGCGUGGUCUCCUUGACUUGGACCUGACCGCCAACAGCAUGAACAAUAAAAAUCCUAGAAAUCCCAGUCGCUCUGUCUAUCCCCAGAAAGCAUGCGGAGAUGCACCUUAUACCGUUGACGAAGCAACUCUCAGAGCAGCUAUUCACAUUCCUUCAGGCUUUACAUACGGUGCUAAACCUCCCGUAAUUCUUAUGCCCGGUACUGGAAACACUGGCUUCGAGACUUUCCAAGGAAACUUCAUCCCCGCUCUCAAAGGUCAAUCGUACGCAGAUGCCGUUUGGCUCAAUGUCCCUGGAUCUCUUCUUGAUGAUUCGCAGACCAACUCUGAAUUUAUUGCCUAUGCUAUCAACUACAUUAGCAGCAUUGCCUCUCGUAAUGUCUCAGUGAUCGCUUGGUCUCAAGGCAACAUCAACACUCAAUGGGCUUUCAAAUACUGGCCAUCCGCUCGUCGAGUCACUACAACUCACAUUGCUAUCUCACCCGACUAUGCUGGCACUACCAUGGUUCCUCUUAUCUGCCCUGAGGGACUGCCUUGCCCUCUUAGUGUCCUUCAGCAGCGAUACCUUGGAGCCUCCAACUUCAUUACGACAUUGCGAUCCGAGAACGGCGACUCGGCUUAUGUUCCUACCACGACUCUCUAUAGCUCCAACUUUGACUUGAUUGUUCAGCCCCAGCAAGGCACUGGCGCGUCUGCAUUUCUUCUUGACGCUCGCAAUGUGGGAGUCACCAACAAUGAGGUUCAGACAAUUUGUGCCGGAACUGUAGCUGGCGGCUUCUGGACUCACGAGAGUAUGCUCAUCAACUCGCUCACAUUUGCUUUGGCCAAGGAUGCUCUCAUCAACGGAGGCCCCGGAAGAGUUUCUCGCAUUGCUCUCAAGACUGUCUGCAACCAACCUUUGACACCUGGUCUCGGUCUUGCAGAGCUACUUCUCACCGAAAAUUCCCUGCUCAUUGGUCUUGCCAAAAUAAUCACGACACCUUUGAAGGCCACUACUGAACCAGCUACCAGAGCCUACGUUAAUGUGAUGCCUGCUUGCGAUGUUUAAUGACUUCAUGGUUGUUAGACGGAGGGAUCAGUUAGGGAGCAUCUACUUUGGAGGAAGGUAUUGGCUACUCGUUGUAGCAUUAAGUGGAAGAUUGUGUGAUGUGUCUUAUCGUCUCGUGGAGACUUGCGGACAGGGCCACCACGACGACAUUUAUUUCCAGUAUGAGUUUCGAUUUGUUCUUCCACCGUCAUGUAUUUCGUGUUCUAUAUUCGCUCAGGUGUUUUGAAAGCGAAGUGUUCCAUGCAUGAAGAGUGAC